AUGUACGGCGGCGAGACGGUAGAGACGGACGCGGCGGACGCCGACGCGGCGGCGGCGGCGGCGGCUGAGGAAGCGGACGGGCCCCGCGCGCUGCUUCUCCAAUGCCGUUAUGUGGCCACUGCCUCGCGACCGCCUCGCGCCGGCGUGAGUGGCGCUGAGCCCAGCCGAGCCGCGACGCGCCAGUGCCAGCGCCAGCGCCAGCGCUUCCGCCUUGGCCGUCGAGUCGGUCGCCCAACAUGUGUUGUGAGCCGCUGGCCGCCUGCGCGCGCCCCCGCCGCCGCCAGCCCCGCUGACGCCCUGGGCGCGCCCACCCUCGCCGCCACCAGCGCCCCGGCCACCCAGCGCCCCAGCCACGCAAGAAGGAGCCGGCCGAGGGAGCCCCGUGACGUCAUGAAGCCGAGAAGAGCGCGGGCGGCCGCCCCCGCGACUGCGCCGGCGUCGGCGCCGCCCCCGCUGCCGCGCCUGCUGCUCUCCGCGCUGCUGCUCACGGAUGAGUUGAAAGCAGCCCUUAACACAACAAAAAAUAAAGUCACCUAUACUGAAAUUAUUAACAUGGAAUUGAUAAUAUCAUCAAAUCAAUGUAUGCCAGAACUUCUUCAAAUUUAUUAA
Messenger RNA from Gryllus bimaculatus (two-spotted cricket), 609 nucleotides. The record is from the annotation of a GenBank genome assembly. NCBI's taxonomy places the organism in Eukaryota, Metazoa, Arthropoda, Insecta, Orthoptera, Gryllidae.